Penicilliopsis zonata CBS 506.65 is the source of this 3417-nucleotide messenger RNA. RefSeq lists its product as hypothetical. Bases 200 to 3394 code for a protein of 1064 amino acids. NCBI's taxonomy places the organism in Eukaryota, Fungi, Ascomycota, Eurotiomycetes, Eurotiales, Aspergillaceae. Gene Ontology annotation, molecular function: translation elongation factor activity; ATP hydrolysis activity; ATP binding. The record is from RefSeq and is a predicted model, not a curated record. The transcript has a single exon.
UUUUUUAAUUUAAGCCAAAAAAAUCUUGUUUCGUUGUCUCUUCAUAGACAAUAGAUUUUUUUUUCUUCUAUUUCUCGUCCUGCGUCUUUUUCUCGCUGACGCCAGACUUCCUGUGGGCCACCACCUCUUGAUACCCGAAUAGACCGCUUCUUCGCCUUAAUACCCUCCUGCUUUUAAAAGCCAAAAAUUUCCAUCCAAAAUGCCCGCCGUCGACAUUGCUUCUGUUCCCGCCGUCUCCGGCAAGGAGGCCGCUCAGGCCGUCGCCGUCCUCGAGGAUCUGAUCAAGAACCUCAACAUCUCCAAGACCCAGGAUGAGAUCAUUGCUGCCUCGAGCGACAUUGCCUCGCUCUUCAGCGGUCCCAUCUCCGAGCAGACCCUGCCCCUCAAGGCCGUCGACACCUUCAAGAAGCAGCUCGGCAACAAGAAGGAUGCCAACGCCCGUGAGCGUGCGCUGGACGCCAUCCGCGCCAUCGCCGCCAACACCUCGGUCGCCCCCGGCGUUGAGCCUCACCUGGUCUCUCUCCUGCGCCCCGUCCUGGCCGCCGUUGGCGACAAGAUGAUCCCCGUCAAGAACGCCGCUCAGGCUGCCGCUCUGGCUAUCGCCAAGGCCGUCAACGGCAACGCCGUCAAGGCCGUUCUGCCCCCGAUCCUCGACUCCCUCUCCAACGCCCAGAAGUGGCAGGAGAAGAUGACCGCCCUCGACUGCCUCGGUGCCUUGGUCGAGUCCGCCCCCGCCCAGCUGUCCUACCGUGUGCCCACCCUGAUCCCCGUCGUUUCCGAAGCCAUGUGGGACACCAAGCCCGAGAUCAAGAAGGCCGCCUACAGCACCAUGGAGAAGGUCUGCGGCCUCAUCGUCAACAAGGAUAUCGAGCGCUUCAUCCCCGAGCUCAUCAAGUGUAUCGCCAAGCCCGAGAACGUCUCCGAGACCGUUCACUUGCUCGGUGCCACCACUUUCGUCUCCGACGUCACCGGCCCGACCCUCGCCAUCAUGGUGCCCCUGCUUGACCGUGGUCUCGUCGAGCGUGAGACCGCCAUCAAGCGUAAGUCGGCCGUCAUCGUCGACAACAUGUGCAAGCUCGUCGAGGACCCUCAGAUCGUCGCCCCCUUCCUGCCCAAGCUCAUGCCCGCCCUCACCAAGAACUUCGACACCCUCCCCGACCCGGAGGCCCGUGAGAAGACCAAGCAGGCCUUGGACACCCUCACCCGUGUCGGUGACGUCAAGGACGGCAAGAUCCCCGAGAUCUCCACCGCCGGUGACAUCGCCACCGUCUCCGCCAUCUUCAAGGAGAUCCUCGAGCCCAAGUUCAAGUCCCAGAUCGACCAGUGCGCCGCCGUCAUCGAGUACGUCGCCGCCAUCGCCGGUCAGCUCGUCGACGAGAAGGACAGCGAGGUCACCAGCUGGACCCAGAACGCUGUUCCCUACAUCACCGCCAUCGUCGGUGAGUCCGAGGCCCAGUCCGUCGCCGAGACCCUCCGCAAGCGCGCCUCCCCCGGCGCCGCCGAGGACGAUGCCGUCCUCUCCGACGAGGAGGAGGGUGAGGAUCUGUGCAAGUGCACCUUCAGCUUGGCCUACGGUGCCAAGAUCCUGCUUAACCAGACCUACCUGCGCCUGAAGCGUGGUCAGCGUUACGGUCUCCUCGGCCCCAACGGUUCCGGCAAGACCACCCUCAUGCGCGCCAUCAACAACGAGCAGCUCGAGGGUUUCCCCAAGAAGAGCGAGGUCAAGACCGUCUACGUCGAGCACGACCUCGACUCCGCCGAUACCGAGCAGACCGUCAUCGGCUGGACCUGCAAGAAGCUGGCCGACGUCGGUGUCGUCAUCACCCGCGAGGAUGUCGAGUCCCAGCUCCUCUCCUUCGGUUUCCUCCAGGAGCAGUUCGAGAGCCCCAUCACCUCCCUCUCCGGUGGUUGGAAGAUGAAGCUCGCCCUGGCCCGUGCCGUCUUCGAGAAGCCCGACAUCCUGCUGCUCGACGAGCCCACCAACCACUUGGACGUCAAGAACGUGGCCUGGCUUGAGAACUACCUCUGCACCUCCCCCUGCACCUCCAUCAUCGUCUCCCACGACAGCAAGUUCCUGGACAACGUCAUCCAGCACGUCAUCCACUACGAGCGCUUCAAGCUUAAGCGUUACCGUGGUACCCUGAGCGAGUUCGUCAAGCGUGUGCCCUCGGCCCGCUCCUACUACGAGCUCAGCGCCUCCGAGAUCGAGUUCAAGUUCCCCGAGCCCGGUUUCCUCGAGGGUGUCAAGACCAAGGCCAAGGCCAUCAUCCGUGUCUCCAACAUGUCGUUCCAGUACCCGGGUACCCCCAAGCCUCAGAUCACCGACAUCUCCUUCCAGGUCUCGCUGGGUUCCCGUAUUGCCGUCAUCGGUCCCAACGGUGCCGGUAAGUCGACCCUGGUCAACGUCCUGACCGGUGAGUUGGUCCCCACCGCCGGUGAUGUCUACCAGCACGAGAACAUCCGUAUCGCCUACAUCAAGCAGCACGCCUUUGCCCACAUCGAUAACCACCUGGACAAGACCCCCUCCGAGUACAUCCAGUGGCGUUUCCAGACCGGUGAGGACCGUGAGACCAUGGACCGUGCCAACAAGAUCGUCACCGAGGACGACGAGAAGGCCAUGGACAAGAUCUACAAGAUCGACGGCACCAUGCGUCGCGUCAUCGGCAUCCACUCCCGUCGUAAGUUCAAGAACAGCUACGAGUACGAAUGUUCGUUCGCCCUGGGUGAGAACAUCGGCAUGAAGAGCGAGAAGUGGAUCCCCAUGAUGACCGCCGACAACGCCUGGAUCCCCCGUAACGAGAUCCUCCAGUCCCACUCCAAGAUGGUUGCCGAGGUCGAUCAGAAGGAGGCCCUCGCCAGCGGUCAGUUCCGCCCCCUGAUCCGUAAGGAGGUCGAGCAGCACUGCGCCAACUUCGGUCUCGACGCCGAACUCGUCUCCCACUCCCGCAUGCGCGGUCUCUCCGGUGGCCAGCGUGUCAAGGUCGUCCUCGCCGCCUGCUCGUGGCAGCGCCCCCACGUCAUCGUCCUCGACGAGCCUACCAACUACCUCGACCGUGACUCCCUCGGUGCCCUCUCCAAGGCCAUCAAGACCUUCGAGGGUGGUGUCGUCAUCAUCACCCACUCUCGUGAAUUCACUGAGAACCUCACCGAGGAAGUCUGGGCCGUCAUGGACGGCAAGAUGACCCCCUCCGGCCACAACUGGGUCCAGGGUCAGGGUUCCGGCCCUCGUCUGACUGAGAAGGGCGAGGAGGAGGACCGUGUCGACGCCUACGGCAACAAGGUUGUCGUUGAGAAGAAGAAGAAGCUAACCGCUUCGGAGCUUCGUAAAAAGAAGAAGGAGCGUAUGGCUCGUCGCAAGCGUGGUGAGGAAGUUUUCUCGGAUGAGGAUGACUGAAUAUGAGGUUUUUCGUGGAUGAG